Malaclemys terrapin pileata is the source of this 1035-nucleotide messenger RNA. RefSeq names its product C-type lectin domain family 2 member D-like. Bases 223 to 945 code for a protein of 240 amino acids. The transcript is spliced from 5 exons. Lineage: Eukaryota; Metazoa; Chordata; Testudines; Emydidae. The record is from RefSeq and is a predicted model, not a curated record.
AACACAGCCCAGACCAAGCCUGGCUGGUCGGGGUAUUCGGGCAAAACUCACAAUUAAAUUAUAUUUGAAAGGAGUUUUUCCUGAUCACCCCACGUAGCCAAACCGCGCCUGAGCUGUAAUCGAGUGAGCUGCUUUGAAACUGUCCUUACGAAGGGCUCUGCCGGCACCGCCAGACCCACUGUGAACAGGGCCGUAGUUACCACUGGCUGCAGAAAGGUGAACAUGUCGCCUGUUUUGGAGUCCGCAAUUCUUUCGGAGACAGAAAAGAUGUUGAACGGGUCAUAUCCCACUGAGAAGAUGAAGCCAGAUCCAGACCUGGGUUCCGAGGAAAUCCCAUUGAAACACAAUGGAACAACUCAUGUGUCCAUCCCUCGCCAGGGUGGAGAGAGCAGCAAAAUCUGCCCUACAGGUUUGCUGUCUGGGUUGGAACCACGGGCACGUCGCUGGGCAGUUCCGAGUGUGGGUCUCAAUCUCGUACUGAUCAUCACCGUCAUCAUCCUCAUCAUCAUCCUCAUGGCACUGUCAGCAAAGAUAUCUGAGCCGUGUCCAGCUGGUCCUGCCCUCCUAGUGACCGCCUGCCCAGACGGCUGGAUCAGAUACCUGGGGAAGUGUUACUAUUUCUCAGAGGCUGAAGCAAACUGGACCAACAGCCAGAGCCACUGCUCCGCCCUCGGUGCCUCCCUGGCCGUGAUUGACACCCAGCAGGAAAUGAAUUUCAUGAUGCGCUAUAAAGAGCCCCACAACUAUUGGAUCGGCCUCCAGAGGGAACUGAACCAGCCCUGGAAAUGGACCAGUGGCACCGAAUUCAACAACUGGUUUCAAAUAGCGGGAGAAGGAUCAUGUGCUUUUGCAAACAGUGGCCAUGUUUCCAGUUCAGGCUGCUCCAGGGACAGACGCUGGAUCUGCAGCAAACCAGUGGAGAAACCAGAAGGCCGAGCAAAGUGACUGUAACCUGGAUGAGUCGGGCCUUGUCCUUUCCAUGGGGCUAUCACAAGCUGCCUCAGCGAGUGGGGAACUGGAUGGGGCUGGUGAAGG